Molecule: messenger RNA, 2352 nt
Organism: Drosophila willistoni
Lineage: Eukaryota; Metazoa; Arthropoda; Insecta; Diptera; Drosophilidae
Product: phosphate-regulating neutral endopeptidase PHEX
Exons: 1
Coding region: 16-2259 (747 amino acids)
Biological process (GO): protein processing
Cellular component (GO): plasma membrane
Molecular function (GO): metalloendopeptidase activity
Source: RefSeq, a predicted model, not a curated record
UAAUUUAACGCCAAGAUGAAAGCUACAAUAGGCGCUCUUCUAUUGCUUUGCCAGCUGAUCAAUGUAAAUGUGGCACGACAGCAACAAGGCAACAUGAAUCGCAAUUCUUUAAUGAGCCAGGGACAAGCACCGAACUACCAACAUCCCAAUCUUAAUCCGGAUAGCCGAGAAGAGUUCCGAGUGCGACAACAAAUGUCUCUCGAUGUGCAAAAGUAUUUGAAUUUAAGUGUUAAUCCUUGUGAGGAUUUCUUUGAAUAUGCUUGCGGGAGAUGGCCAUCGUUUCACCAGCGAGAACUACAACGUCAGAGCAAUCUGACCACAGCUCAGCAGCUUGUUGAGAGUCACAUAGUGGAUCAAUUGCAACAACUGUUCGCGAAACCGUUGACAGAGCAACGUCACGGCUACAGUUCGGCCAGUACGUUGAGUGUCCGUAAAGUGCGAGAUUUCUACGAAUCGUGUAGGUCCGUGCCGGGUAACGCCAAGGAACGACGACGCUUUCUGAUGAAGAUACUCAGCGAUAAUGGGGGCCUCCGCAAUGUUCCCAACUCCAAUUGGCAACCGAAUCGGCCUUGGCUACAAACUCUGGCCGAACUGCGUCGCAACUAUGGUCUGGAUAUCUUGAUUGGCAUGGAAGUGGACCUUAAUCUACAGCAAAUGCGUGGCAAUAGCAUUUAUUUUGGGGAACCAAAGUUAACCAUUAUUCCGGCUGAGCACUGUAAUGUCAGGGUCACAAGGGGAGCGAAUAUUAAGGAUCAGGUAUAUGAAGAACUGCAACUACAAGUGGCCGCUAAUCUUAGGGAUUGGUUGGCAUUGAGUGAAAGCGAAUCCGAACGAAUGGCCGGUGAUGUAAUUAGCUUUGAGUUUGAGCUGUGCAAGCAUAUGGGAGCUCAUCAUUUUCAUACCAUGGGUCAGAAUCCCGUCACUCCAAUUAAUUAUGGAGCUCGGUCGCGCACUGGUCAGGAUCGAUUGCAAAGGCAAAGGGGCGGAUUAUCCCUAACCGACCUUACACUGGAAAAUGGCAAUAAAUUGGAUUUUAAAAUGUACGUGGAACUUGUGCUUGAAGGUCCCUACAAUGGAGUGGUGUUCCAACGCUCACAGGAUUACAUUAAACAUCUGGUGCUUACGACUAGGACCAAAAACGCCUACACUAUAGUUAGCUAUUUUAUGUAUGUUGCUCUGCAGGAACUCAAUCAACCCCCCGAGGAUCAUCCAACGCAACGUCUUCGACAAUGUGUCCAGGUGGUGCAACGCCUCUUUCCAGAGGUUGUGGGACACAUCUAUCAACAGGAAGUACAACGCGACGAUGCUAAAAGCGACCUAGAGCAGAUUUUUAGUGACCUGGUCAAGGCUUUUGAUCAACAACUACGGGUCGAAUGGAUGGAUGAGAAUGAUAGGAGAGCGGCCAGAACAAAGUUAUCCCAAUAUCGUAUCAUAUUUCCGGACUACCAAAGCCUGGAUUUGGCAGAGUUGCACUUUCAAAAGGAACACGAUUAUUGGCGUAAACUGGAGACGUCACUGCGUUAUCGAGCGCGCGAGAAACUGAAUCGUUUGCGUGGCAAUGAUUUUGGACAGGAUGCAGAUGGUCUUGUGGAAGGAUUUGAGGUACGUGCAGCUUUAGUAGCACGUCAACAGUCGGUUCUCGUGGGUUGGGGUCUAUUACAGAUGCCCUUCUACAGCUACUUUUAUCCGAAAGCCUUGAAAUACGCUUUACUUGGCCAACGUCUAGCAAGCGCCCUUAUAAGAGCCUUCGAUAACGAGGGUUGGAAUCAUUAUCCGCAAUCGACAUCGCCAUGGAACGAACUGACCAUGUCUGGAUAUCGUAAUGUCAGCGAAUGCCAACGUGUCCAAUAUAGCAACUAUUUGUACGAUCAUCCCGAAGAAUUUCGCAACAUCACUCGCCUGCGAGAGAUUAUGACCGAAUCAAGUGGCCUUAAUGUGGCAUUCAAUGCUUAUCUGGCUUGGCUAGAACAGCAACAAAAGUUACUCUACAGAGAGACACUGCCAGAAUUGGAUUACACAAAUACCCAGCUAUUUUUCAUUUACUUUGCCCAGACACGUUGCUGGGCAAGAUCUGUUGCCGUCGAUCAAGAGGAUCAGGAUGAAGAACAAGUAUCAUUGGAUCAAAUGCCAUUAGUUAAACACACACCUGAACGCUGGGAUAUCAAUGGCCCAUUGGCCAACUCGGAGGAGUUUGGAAGGGAAUUCAAUUGUGCUUUGGGCACACCCAUGAACAAUGGUGACAAGUGCCUGCUCUACUAAGAUUGGUUAAAGGCUAUAGUAACUAGUAUGUAUCUACUAAGAAGCUCUCAUUAAAUAAGCGACGCAAAACAAAAUAAAUGCAAGAACAAAUUU